AUGGCGUCCCAAAAUAAAAAAAAGGCAGAAUACAAAAAUCAAAGGAAUCGGCAUCAUGAAUUGUUAAUGGGUCUUAAGUCAACAGUGGAGGGAUUGCUGGCAACACCAACAAGUAAUGUAUGGAGCACAUAUGGAGGAUUGGAUAGAGUGUGCCUUCAGUUGGAAAAGAUAUUCACCCAUCGGCUUUUGGACAAGUCUGAAGUUAAUGACUUCUGGCCAUUUAUAAAGGAAGUGAAAUGGCAAGAUCCGGUAUUGGAUCCAUUUAUAGAAAGAAUAAACCGUUCAUCUCCUAACCAGGAUGGUUUCUCUAAAGGACAAGUUUGGCUACGAGAGAGCCUACACUAUCAUACUAUCUCUAAUCAGCUGAAUACUCUUGUCCACAAUCAAGAAAUCUUAUUACAGUAUUACCAUGAGGAUGCUUUCCUUUGUAAUCCUAAAUACGUCCAAGCUCUUCUGAUUUGCCUCUAUUCAAUAGAGCGGAAUAAAGUUACCUUAUUGGCAGAAAUCAACCCUGUUUUGUUAACCCUAAGAAGCAAACUGAAUGAAAACAAACCAUCUGAGCCUGUUGCCCAGAGUGCUCCUCUCCCAAUCCGAAACCAUAGAGCAAGUAGCGUAUAUGAUGGAAUGGAGAGGACAAAGAGGGAAAAGACUCCACCCUAUGCCUCCCCCAAGAGGGCACGGGCACUGCUUGGCUAUUCUCAAGCACAAGCAGUCCCAAUACCAAGUUCUGAAGAAAUUGGAGGAAGAGCCAAGGACGCCAUGAGAUCCGUACUGGAUCGUUCUGGAGCUGAUUCCCCUGUUGAGUCCCCACCUCGAAGUUUCAGUUUCUAUGAUAGCAUCAACUCUGAUCCCUUACUGAACUUUGAAUUCACUGGUACUCGCAGUGAACUAAGUCUUUCUACAAGUCACCUGGCCAACAUUGAAUCAAAACCCAGGGAUGGUUCUCCUCCAGAGUCCAAAGAUUGUGUAGAUGGGAAAACAUCCUGUAUUACUGAUAAACAGAUCACCGAAAAGAGCCACUCACUGGUCAAGUCUUUGUCACUUGAUGAUGGGCAUACCUGUGAUCUGACUACUUCCACACAGGAAGGCAAACUGACACAAAACAGUAAGCCUGCUCCUGUCCCUGCCAAUCCACCCACAUCUACCCUUAAUCCCGAACAGACUUCAUUGCAUGUACCCCUGAAAGUCAAACCUGCUAAGACUAACUCACCAAAACCUAGUCAUAAACGAUGUAGAUCGGAUAUUCCAUUUGUUAAGGACAGUCAUACAAUUCCCAGCAGGACUAACCUUCUUACAACUAAAUCCAAUAGUUUUACAACUGAUGAUAAAACAGCUCAGAAUAAAGCAGCUUAUCAACAACCUGAUCUUGUUUACAGUUCAAAAGGUCAUUUUUUAACACACCCAGCACCAGGCCAAUCACUUAUGAGUUUCCUCUCCUCUCAAGAUUUCCACACAUGUGCAAAUCUGGACAGGGAAAAUGCCCAUUUUAGCAUCUCUGAAAUUCUCAUCUCUGCUAUUGAGCAAAUGAAAUGGAAGCAUGUGAUAGCACCUCCAAAUUCUUCAGAUCUAGAAGAUGGUGAUUCUGAUGAAGAAAUCCAACGGCUAAAACAGCGAAUUCGGAUUAGACGAAGAGAGAGAAUGAAAGAGAAAGCUCGAGGAUUCCCUGCAUUCAGUGAUGGACGUACUGACACACCAUCCCCAUCAGCAGACACCUCCUCCACCAACACAUCCUCCUCCUCCUCACCUUGUACAAGUAUGCUGCCUCUUUUGCAAUCAGACAGUUCUGAAUCAAGUGAUGGUAUUGAUGAUCAGGAGAUCGAAUUGUCAAUUACAGACCGAUCUGAAAAUAGUUCCUUACUAAAGAGUAGCGGACUAUCUUUGUCUAUGGCCUCUCUCUACUCGGAUGCUGACCUUUUUCAAAGGAACAUGCCUGCUGAGAAAAUGAGUGUCAGCUCUGCUUUCGAAAGUUGUAACAGUUCUCAGGUGUCAGCAGAAUCAGUGGCAAUCUCCUUACUGAAAAAGUUCUCAGAAAAACAGCUUCCCAAAGCAUCUGAUCUCCAGUGGAUGGUUUCUGAAAAAGAUGCACCCCAGGCAUUACUUCCUCUUCCAAAUUCCUAUCCUAUUUCUCCAGAUGAUGGAGAGUAUGCAGACUUGAGAAACAGAACAAGAUUACGAGGGAAUCUCGAAUGGGCUCCUCCCCGGCCACAGAUUAUUUUUAGCAUUCAUUCAUCUUCCAAACGUUCUGUAACAAUUCCAAAGCAAAAUUAUCGAUGUGCAGGUUGUGGUACCCGUGUAGAACCAGCUUACAUGAAGCGUUUUCGUUACUGUGAAUAUUUAGGAAAAUAUUUCUGCCAAUGUUGCCACACCAAUGCUUCUGCCUUCAUUCCAGGCAGGAUUCUACAGAAAUGGGAUUUCAGCAAAUAUUACGUGUCAAAAUUUUCUUUUGACCUUUUAGCCAAAAUCUUUAAUGAACCAUUCUUCAACUUGGAAGACAUUAAUCCUGUUCUUUAUCGCAAAGUAAAAGCUUUGGAGAACAUUAAACAAUUCCGGCAACAGUUGGUCCAUCUUGCAACCCUCAUGAAAAUCUGCAGGCACGCCAGUACCACAAUUUAUCCUGAGAUUGAAAAGCUUCCUACUCAUCUCAUGAGAGAAAUUCACACAUAUUCAAUAGCAGACCUCAUAAGGGUAAAAAAUGGGGAGCUGCUGCCCCUCUUAAAAAAUAUUGUCACCACAGGAAUUUCUCAUGUCAAAGAAUGUGAGCAUUGUCAAUGCCUUGGAUUCAUUUGUGAACUUUGUAACAAUGAACAUGACAUCAUCUUCCCAUUCCAACUGAGUAAAGCUAUCAACUGUCCAGAUUGUAAAGCCUGUUAUCAUCAAAACUGUUUUAUACCCCAAAAAUGUCCAAAAUGUGCCCGGAUUGCAAUGAGGAAAAAGUUGCAACAACAAAGGUCCAUGGAUAUUGAAGAAGAAGAAGACAAUGGAUGA
Acanthosepion pharaonis is the source of this 2985-nucleotide messenger RNA. Lineage: Eukaryota; Metazoa; Mollusca; Cephalopoda; Sepiida; Sepiidae. The record is from the annotation of a GenBank genome assembly.